Symbiodinium sp. CCMP2592 is the source of this 867-nucleotide messenger RNA. The record is from the annotation of a GenBank genome assembly. NCBI's taxonomy places the organism in Eukaryota, Dinophyceae, Suessiales, Symbiodiniaceae.
AUGAAGACUUCUGCGCAUUGUGCGGUGCUACUGGCGUGCCUCACUUGUGUAGUCGGCCGAAAGUUCCAUUCCGACAAAGGCAAUUUCUCGCUUCAGACCGACGAUGAUCUCCCCGUUUGCACGGGCAAUCUCUUGGCCAAGGCUGUGGGCAAUGACCACUGGCAGUGUGACACGUUGAGCGGAGAAAUCGGAGCAGAUGCACAGAAGAAGUGCGAGGAGAGCUUUGACACUGAUGCCAGCCAGUCGACGUAUAUGCAGUGUUCUGUGGAGAGCAGGAGCGCAACUGAAUUCAAUUGUUUGGCUGCCACACGAUGCAGGAACAAGCCGCUUCCAGCCUCAUGCGAAGCUCUUGACACCCUGUCAUUCGGCUCACAGAACACAGAAUUUGUGAAGAUCAUCGAUUGGGACAAGGGAACCGCGGCCAACAACGGAGUCACCUUUGAUGCCACGAAGAAUUGCGUCAAUGACCUGUUCAAGACGAACGGCGGCGUGUGGCUAAUGGAGGUGAGCAACGAUGGCAGCACCUUCCACGAGUGGUCUGUGUACAAGCAAGUUCAAGAGCGAGAUGAUUUCGAUGCACACGGCUACAUCUACAACUGGAGGUCUGCAAACAACAAGAUCAAUGAGCAGUUCGAGUUGUACUCAGAUGUCAACGAUGCAAUCUCUGGGAACUCCAAGUGGGCUCGUUGCAACUACGAUGAUUCGGCUGCUGGCUUUGCACGAGACUGUUGCUGUCGGUCCUCCAGUCAGUCUUUCGAACCCAACAAGGGUGGUGGCGGUUGGGGCUUCUUCGCGCCCUCGCGCUACCGCGGCAACAUCCGUUGGGCCAACAUCAGGAUCUCCAUGCCGAAGCAGGCAUUGCCAUGA